This is a messenger RNA of Rhopilema esculentum, 2278 nucleotides long. RefSeq lists its product as uncharacterized. The record is from RefSeq and is a predicted model, not a curated record. Gene Ontology annotation, biological process: negative regulation of centriole elongation; centrosome duplication; ciliary basal body organization. Gene Ontology annotation, cellular component: centriole. Lineage: Eukaryota; Metazoa; Cnidaria; Scyphozoa; Rhizostomeae; Rhizostomatidae.
UGAGCCUCGGGUCCAAAAAGAGUCUAUGCUCAACCAACUCUUCUGUUGAAGUUUUGUGUACUGUCAUGGCGGAGAAACGAUGUUUUGGCGGGAAUCGUGGCUAACAUCUAGGUAUAACUUAUCUGUUCAUAGAGCAUUGGAGAAAUAUGAAUAAUUUGAAGACACUGAUAGAAACUUUAGAUAGAAGACAGUAUGAAGUGCUUGAUGGUCCAAAUCAGGGAGAAGAAAAAAAUGCUUACCUUGUUUACAAGCUGGCAGCUGUUAAAUGUGAAAAGCAGCUCGAGGAACGGAGAAAAAUAAGACAUGCAAGGUUACUAAAUAGAGUUGCAGAAAUUGAUGAUGAGCUUAAGGCGAAAAAAUUGAAAGAACCAAGUUUUACCAGACCACAGGUCCAAGACGCUGAUUUGCUUGCAUCUCCCACAAGAAGCAUGAAGAUGCCUGCAUUCAUGGAUCACAACUUCAACCGUGUUGGGGAUGAUGAUGACAUAACAGAAAGCAAAGAAGCAAGUGCUCUUGUGGAAACGUUUUCAAAGCUUGAGGACUUGAAGAAUCAAGAGAAAAUGCUCGAGGGCUGGUACGGAUCAAUGUCAGAUCAACUGGAGCAGGAGCAGAGGAAAUUAACCGAGAGAUUCAAUGAAAUGCGUGUGAAAAUUUUACAGCAGAAGCAGUAUUAUCUUAAAACUAGCCAAGAGUACAUUAACAAUAUUAGCUCAAGUUCAGAAAUGAAUGGACGACAUAUUGAACACGAGACUAGUGCCACGAGGGUAAUGGAGGAUACACACUUGGAACCACAGCACCAGCUAGAGGCUGAGGUUAAGCAGAAUAAAAUGGCCAAUCAGCAUUUUUCAGAUGCUAAAUGGAAACAGGCUUCGCCAAAACGUUCUUUGUUUUUUGAUGACAUUAUUAAUAAGGAGCCUUCGCGCCAAAAAACUGCUUCGGCUGUUCAGAACCGGAAAGGCAGAAGAUACGUGGCCUUCAGAGAGACUGAACCUGGAGAACAUGGGCAAAGUCAGGCUGGAGAGAAAGCCAUAGAAGUGAGCGAGAAUGAGAUGCUGGUGAAGGAGCAUUCAGGUAGCCCUGUAGCCUACGAUUUGAGUGGUCUCAUCGAGAAAACACUUACGAUAUCGCCUAUACAGGAUAAACCAUUGACUGAAAAAGCAAAGUCUGCAAGCAGAUCGUCUUUGCAAAUGAAGCACAGAUUUUACGCAGAGGUUCAAGACAAGAGCAAUAAUUUUUCAGCAAAUAUCAGUUCGUCGACUCCGAUUAGUAAAGGCAGUUCAUUUGAAACUAGAGAAGGAGAAUACAAAGGCAUAAACAGAGGAAGAAUAUCUGGUUUUGAAAACACGAAUGAAAUUCAAUUGUCGAAGCGAAGCUGUGAUUUUCUUUUUGCCGCUGCCCAAGGGCACCUGACGAGGAAACUUAUGAACACUGACAAAGUCCAGGAGCUUAUCAAGACAAUCAAGGACACAAGAGUAGUCUUGCGUGAUUUGGAAAAGGAAGCAACGGUUAGCAAGAAAUUGCAUGAAUCCAAAGCAGACUUUGCUCUAAAAACGACAUUGCUUCACGAGCUGCAAAAUGCACAGAGCAAGCUACAUUCGAUAUUCAUGGCCUACUCGCCGGCAGCCAAAGUUGAGAUGAUGAAGAGAUCUAGAGCUGCAGCAGUGGAUCGUGAGAACAAACACCUUUUCAAGGAUAGAAGUUCGUCUUUGAACCAACCAAAGAGACUCUCUACAGCAACUCGUAGGACGCUGCGCAGAAGACAAGAAACUUCCCUACACGAUAAAAGCAUACCUAGACCCCAUACCUCACCAGCGACCAAGAACGUUCAAACUGGAAGAAAAGAAAGAAAAAGCUGGGACAUUAGAUCGUUGAGACCAACACCAAGCAGCAGCUCUCCUUUUCAAAUCUCACGAACAAGAGAACAGAAGCAAGUCACAGUACUUAAAGAGGUGGAGAUUGUUAAUAUCCCAGAGCCUUCAAUGCAACGAAAAAAACAAACUGGGCCACCAAAAAAGGUGUCAAGAAAGAAAAUGGUAUUAGCAACAACUUUAAAUAGGAGGGCAAACUCUCCAAAUGGUUAGCGCUUUCAAUGUCUAUCCACCUGUGAAGCAGUAUUUUUUUAAUAGUAGGUAAUCCAAUGGAGUACAAGUUUGCAGUAAGUCUGUCAAGCAGAAUUAUGAAUUUUAGGAUUACAUAGUAUGGCUGCUAACAUACUAUGUUAAUUUUUAUGGAGUUAAAAUACUUGUAGAGGUGGAUAAAGCACAAAAAGAUUUUAGCA